AUGAUGGAGAUCAUUCGUCUGCUUGCUCAUCAACCGGAAAGUCUCAGAUAUGAUGUGAUAUUUUUGUUCAAUGGAGCUGAAGAGUCAAGUUUGCAGGGGGCUCAUGGUUUUAUUACCCAACACCAGUGGCGACAUGUAGUGCGCGCUUUCAUUAAUUUGGAAGCCAGUGGAAGUGGUGGGAGAGAACUACUCUUCCAAGCUGGUCCUGCAAAUCAAUGGCUGCUGAACUCGUACCUAGCUGCAGCUGUACAUCCACAUUGCUCAAUCAUAGGUCAAGAAAUUUUCCAAAGUGGUCUUUUCCCGGGAGAUACAGAUUUUCGCGUUUUUCGAGAUCACGGCCGAGUUCCCGGACUGGAUCUGGCAUUUGUGCAAAAUGGCUAUUGGUGGCAUACAGAGUUUGACGAAGCUAGGAGAAUUACUCCGGGUUCACUCCAGAGAGCAGGUAAGUUGAACUUAUUAUCGGAAAAUUAUUCUCAUAAUUAG
Cylicostephanus goldi is the source of this 483-nucleotide messenger RNA. NCBI's taxonomy places the organism in Eukaryota, Metazoa, Nematoda, Chromadorea, Rhabditida, Strongylidae. The record is from the annotation of a GenBank genome assembly.